Messenger RNA from Gongylonema pulchrum, 699 nucleotides. Lineage: Eukaryota; Metazoa; Nematoda; Chromadorea; Rhabditida; Gongylonematidae. The record is from the annotation of a GenBank genome assembly.
AUGCAUUUCACAUUUCGUUCACUAUUUUUUUUUCCCUCGCUACUCAUGCUACUGCUACUCGCUGCGGCAUUUUCAGGCAUGCUGGCUACUCGUACAGUGGCAGUGUGGCCGCAUUCGCUUUCAAACAAAUCGUCCCUGAAAAUGUUAAAUGCUGAGUUGAAAGAUUCUGGUCCUUUUACGAUGAUGGAUUUGCAUAAUGAGGAAGCAGAACAUAGCAUCGAGAUGCAGCUGCCUUACAUAGCGAAAAUAAUGGAAAAGUACAAGCAACCAGCAAAUAGAUAUAGUAUAGUUCCUGUUCUGGUAGGUUCACUUUCUUCGGCAAGACAAACUACCUAUGGUAAAAUAUUCAGCAAAUAUUUAUCGGAUCCAAGGACGGUGUUCGUUAUCAGUUCCGAUUUCUGCCAUUGGGGAAAUCGCUUUCAUUUUAUGCCAUACGACAGUACAGCGGGUGUACCAAUUUAUGAGCAGAUUGCAGCUUUGGACAAAGAGGGUAUGGAUGCGAUUUCUUCCCUUGAUCCUGCGAUUUUCACGGAUUAUUUAAAGAAAACACAGAAUACGAUAUGUGGCCGAAAUCCAAUAGGCGUUAUUCUUUGUGCAGCAGAAUAUUUCCGUCAAAUGAACAACCAUUCAACGGAAUUUGUUUUCCUCAAAUAUGCACAAUCUAAUCAGGUAUCGCUACAGAUUUUUUUUUUAAACUAA